Molecule: messenger RNA, 930 nt
Organism: Lobosporangium transversale
Lineage: Eukaryota; Fungi; Mortierellomycota; Mortierellomycetes; Mortierellales; Mortierellaceae
Product: SAC3/GANP/Nin1/mts3/eIF-3 p25 family-domain-containing protein
Exons: 3
Biological process (GO): mRNA export from nucleus
Cellular component (GO): nucleus; cytoplasm; transcription export complex 2
Source: RefSeq, a predicted model, not a curated record
AUCGAUCAUUCGCGAGCUGUUAAAGCCUAUGCUAGACCGGCUGCUGGAGUUGAACAACCAUUGCCAUCUGAUGUUCGCCCACCCGAUGUUUUACUGUCAACGUUGGACUACUUGAUGACUAAAAUCGUAGCACAAGGUGAUCUGUCAGAUUCUCAUGCGUUCGUCCGUGAUAGAACUCGAUCCAUUAGACAGGAUUUUACACUUCAAAACAGUCGUGGUGUUGAAGCUGUGCAAGCUCAUGAGAUCAUUGCUCGAUAUCAUAUUCUCUGCAUGCAUCAACUAUGUGAAAAUAAAGGCUUUAGUGAACAACAGGAGAUGGAGCAACUGCGAAAAGUCUUGACUAGUUUGCAAGAGUUUUAUAACGACAUGCGGACUGAAAAUAUACCCUGCCCAAACGAGGCCGAAUUCCGAGCGUAUCAUAUUCUUAGUCAUUUGAGCGAUCCCGAUAUGAUUCGACAGGCUCAAUUACUUCCACCACAUAUAUUCAUGGACCCCUAUAUCCAAAAUGCUGUUGAGAUGCACGCGUUGAGUCGGAGAAAUAACGAUGUUAGACGGCGCGCAAAAGUUCAAUCCGAGGCAUCACCCAACUUCUUCAGUCGAUUUUUCAAAAUGAUAGCGGGACCAAAAACAUCAUAUCUGAUGGCCUGUCUACUCGAAACAAACUUUGGAGAAAUCCGAAAAGGGGCACUUAAGGCACUAAACAAAUCAUAUUAUGAUCAGCACGAUGGAUUCCCCGUCAAGGAUCUAGUUAACAUUUUGGCGUUCGAUGAUGAACAGGAGUGUAUUGCUAAUUGUGAAGAAUACGACCUUGCACUCACACAUUAUGGUCAACCGGCUGUUGUAUUUGGGAGAAAAGAUAACACAACGCGUCGUCGCAUAUUUAAAGGUAUUCUUUUUAAACAAUACGCGCUAGAAUUACAUAUAGAAUAG